Molecule: messenger RNA, 1530 nt
Organism: Fonsecaea multimorphosa CBS 102226
Lineage: Eukaryota; Fungi; Ascomycota; Eurotiomycetes; Chaetothyriales; Herpotrichiellaceae
Exons: 8
Coding region: 1-1530 (509 amino acids)
Molecular function (GO): monooxygenase activity; oxidoreductase activity, acting on paired donors, with incorporation or reduction of molecular oxygen; iron ion binding
Source: RefSeq, a predicted model, not a curated record
AUGCAAGGCCUCCUCUCUGCUUAUGGUGCCUCCCUCUCACCGACAAUCCUGAUUGGGAGUCUGGUGGGCCUAUGGAUCGUGUACAAUGUGUUUACCGUGCUCCGUGAUCCGUUGAGAUCAGUCCCAGGCCCUUUUCUGGCCAGGUUCACAAGGCUGUGGUAUUUGAGAGAAGUGGCUCGGGGCCAUUUCGAGAAGACGAACAUUGCGCUCCAUAAGAAAUAUGGACCCAUUGUGCGCAUUGCGCCCAACUACUAUUCCAUUGACGAUGCUGAGGCCAUCAAGACCAUCUAUGGUCAUGGCUCAAACUUUGUCAAAGGGAAAUGGUACAUCGCUUCCAACAACCCCAAGAACAAGCAUCCGGAUCUUUUCACCGAUCUCAAUCCUGAAACGCAUGCCGUCAAUAGACGCAAUGUCGCCUCACUGUAUUCGAUGACGAGUUUAGUCGCCAUGGAGCCAAAUGCUGUGGCGUGCGCCGACAUCCUAGUCAGGAAACUCACCGAGUUUGCAGAAUCCCAUACCGCUAUUAAUCUGCAAGUCUGGCUGCAAUAUUACGCUUUUGAUACCAUAGCGCUUAUAACACUCAGCAAAAGAUUUGGCUUCCUCGACACCGGCAAAGAUAACGGUAGCAUGAUCGCCGCCUUGCACUCUUACCUUCUUUACCUCUCCAAAGUAGGCGUGUACCAUGAGUGGCACUAUUUACUCAACUGGAUCUUGUCCCUGUUACCCAAUGGUGGGAUGCACUACAUGGGUUCGUUCAUGCAACAACAAGUUCUGGAAGGCCAGAAGCAGAAGUCCAAGCGCAUUCUGGAGAAAGACGAGUCGAAGCCAACCGACGACUUUCUGACCAAGCUGUUGAGGAUGCACGCCCUGCAGCCGGACAGGUUCCCAAUGGAAUCCGUGUUUUCGACGUGCGGGACGAAUAUUGGUGCCGGGUCGGAUACCACGUCGGUCAGCCUGGCGGGGAUUUUGUAUCAUUUGAUCAAGGCACCUGCCACGUUGGAAAAGCUGCGACACGAGCUCGACCAGGCCAUUGAAGAGCGCGGCUCAAACGACAUUCUUUCCUUCCAAGAAGCUCAGAAACUGCCCUAUCUUCAAGCUGUCAUCAAAGAAGGACUGCGCUGUCAUCCAGCGACUGGUCUACCCAUGGUCCGCGUUGUUCCAAAAGGCGGCGCCAAAAUCGCUGGGAAGUAUUUCCCCGAGAAGAUUGAGGUCGGCGUGAACAGCUGGGUCACACACGCCAACAAGAACAUCUUUGGCCCCGACGCUGAAGAAUUCAGGCCUGAACGAUGGCUCGAGUCUCCAGAGAGAGCUGCAGAGAUGAAUCGGUAUAUCCUCACAUUUGGAGCCGGUUCCCGUACCUGCAUCGGCAAGAACAUCAGCCUUCUCGAAAUCUCCAUCUUGAUCCCCGAACUGGUGAGGAGAUUCGACUUCACCCUUGUGGAUCCAAACAGGCCGCUGGAGAUGGAAAAUGUCUGGUUCGUCAAGCAGAAGAACUUGGACUGUUAUGUGAGUUUGAGGAAGGAGCAUUGA